Messenger RNA from Anopheles merus, 10238 nucleotides. RefSeq names its product protein son of sevenless (gene Sos). Gene Ontology annotation, molecular function: guanyl-nucleotide exchange factor activity; DNA binding; structural constituent of chromatin. Gene Ontology annotation, cellular component: nucleosome; plasma membrane. NCBI's taxonomy places the organism in Eukaryota, Metazoa, Arthropoda, Insecta, Diptera, Culicidae. Gene Ontology annotation, biological process: Ras protein signal transduction; positive regulation of GTPase activity. The record is from RefSeq and is a predicted model, not a curated record. The coding region runs from base 1337 to 7003 and encodes 1888 amino acids. The transcript has 21 exons.
CCCUCUCAACAUAUAUCGAGUGAGUGAAGUCCGAACGGUGGAGGUGGUCACUGCACACGAACGAAAAUCACGCGAAAAUUUACACACGAAAAAAGGUGAAACUGCAGACCGAAUCGCAACACAAAACGGCCAAUCACGGAGUGAAAAUGUUUAUCGCCGCAACAAUCAAUAACAGCAAGCUGUUCAGGCUUUGAUGGCGCUUACACCAGCCGCCUCAGCAGCAGCAGCAGUAUCAGUAAAGGUGUUGUCAGUGUUGCCAUCGUCGACGUCGUCACUGCAGCUGCCGGCGACCAUGGUGCAACGGGUAGUAGUCGCCACUGCCGAUGCCGCCGCUGCCGCCGCCGACUCCACCCUUCACGGAUGAUACAGCCCGGACGGACGGACGGACGGACGGACGACGACGACGACGACGGAUGAGGCCCGCCCGAAACGGACGAUGACGAGGAUGCUGGUGCUUUGCAGUGUUUUGCAUAUGCCGUUGUUGUUGUGUUGUCCUUGCUGUUGGUGAUCAUGUUACAGCAGUGCCGGUUGGGGCCACUUUCUUCUUGCGCGUAAAAAAAACCUGCCGAGAAUUGCACAUACUCACAACACUCUCCGUCUAUCGAUCUAUCUCUCUCUCUCUGUCUGUCUCUCUGUCUCUCUGUCUCUCGCUAUACAUCUGUGUUCCCACUUCAUACUGCACCGGAUUAUAGUUUGGAAAACUUCACCCACUUGGGAGUGUUGUGUGAGCGUACUGACGAAACGCCGACAAGUGUUUGUGCACGCGUGUGUGUUUGUGUGUGUGUGUGUGUGUGUGUGUGUGUGUGUGGGACAGUGGUCCAACAUUCCGGCAGUCCCGGCAGUGUGCGCCGCAAUUAGCGAUUAGUGAUUUGUGAUCGCCGUUGUUCCUAAUAGAAAGGAAGUCGACAAAAGCUGGCAAUCGUGCGUGCGUGUUUGUGUUGUGGCACAUUCUGAUCUGAAAGAUAUCGGCGAAAACGAAGCAAAUUAAGGUGAUUUGAAAGUGAAAUUUAACUAGAAAAGUAAAACAGUACCAGCGGGAAGGUGGUGGCUCGUCCUGCACCAAGUGCGGCGACUGGCGCAGAGAAAGACAGUGGCGCUUAGCAACCGCGGCCCAAUAGCCUACUCUAGAGUGUGUACUGGUGCCACCACUUUGUUGCACUCGCCAAAACAAAAAAGCGGUCCGGUGCGGUACACGUCUUGGCUGGCAGAAAGGAAAAAAAACCCAGCCACAGCAUAUCCUGUAAAGCAUAAAGUACGAGCAACGUGUGCGUGUGUGUGUGUGUGUAUGUGUCGUCUGCCCGGGUGUACGCACUGUUCCGGUGCCGAAGGCUAAAGCAUGUUCUCUGGCAGUUCGCAUGUAUCGAUCACGGAUGCGGCUGAUUACGAUUUCGAGAAUGCGGAAAAUGCGGCCAAAUGGAGGGGCUUGUUCAUCUCAUCGUUGCGGAAGGUGCUCGAGCAGGUGCAUCCUUCGCUGCAGGCCCGGGAGGAUGCGUUGCUGUACGUCGAGAGCCUGUGCCUGCGAUUGUUAGCGACACUGUGUGCGAAGCCACCGCCGCACACGGUAAUGGACGUGGAGGAUCGUAUCAUCCGUACCUUUCCGACCCCGAUCGAUAGGUGGGCACUGGGGGAGGCACGCGAAACGAUAGACAAGUCGAAAAAGAAGAAACCGGUGCUACCAGUUGAUCGUGUGCAUACGCUACUGCAGAAGGAGGUGCUGCAGUACAAAAUCGACAGUUCCGUAUCGCUGUUUCUGGUGGCCGUGCUCGAGUACAUAUCCGCCGACAUCCUGAAGCUGGCCGGGUACUAUGUGAAGAACAUACGCCACAUCGAAAUUACCCGCGAGGACAUCGAGGUCGCCAUGUGCGCUGACAAGGUACUGAUGGACAUGUUCUAUCAGGGCGAAAGUUCCAACUCCAUGGCUCCGAGUCCGCUUCCACCGACGCCCCGCGCCAGCCUCAGCUACGAGGAGGUCGUAAAGGAACUGAUCCACGAUGAGAAACAGUAUCAACGGGAUCUGCACAUGAUCAUCCGAGUAUUCCGGGAGGAGUUAGUUAAGAUAGUUAAGGAUCCAAAAGAGCUGGAUUUAAUAUUUUCCAACAUAAUAGACAUUUACGAAGUGUCGGUGACGUUGCUGGGAUCGCUCGAAGAUGUGAUAGAAAUGUCCCAGGAGCAAACGCCACCGUGUAUUGGUAGCUGUUUUGAAGAACUGGCAGAAGCGGCUGAAUUCGACGUGUAUGCAAAGUAUGCAAAGGAUAUUACAUCGGUGACGGCGAAGGAAGCGCUAGCCAAUUUGUUAGCCCGACCGGAGGUAGCCAGUUCACUGAUGUCAGCCGGGCAUGGUUUCAAGGAGGCGGUCAAAUUUUACCUACCAAAACUACUAUUAGGGCCCAUCGGGCAUGCGCAGUUAUAUUUGGAUUACAUUAAGGUUUUACUACAGCUUAGUCCCUCGCAGGAGGAUAAAGAGAGCUUUGAGCAGGUGCAAGGGUUGCUGAAACCGCUGCAGUGCGAGCUGCAGAGCAUUUCAUCACUCCUGCCGAAAGAAUACUUUACGCGCGUGAACAGCCGUGCCCGGCGGCAGUCGGCGAUCGAGAAAACGCGCGACCUGCAAAACACGGUCGAGCACUGGGACAAGGACGUGGGCCAGUGCUGCAACGAGUUCAUCCGGGAGGAUACGCUCGCGAAGCUGAGCUCGGGCAAGCGGCAGACCGAGCGGAAGGUGUUCCUGUUCGACGGGCUGCUGGUGCUGUGCAAGGCGCGGCGCCAGAUAGUGCCGGGUAACAACUACGACUACCGGCAGAAGGAGCGGUUCUUCAUGCGCAAGGUCGAGAUCAUCGACCGGCCCGACACGGACGAGCUGAAGCACGCGUUCGAGAUUUCGCCCCGCGAGCAGCAGAGCGUUGUACUUAUCACCAAGAACGCCCAGCACAAGAACGACUGGAUGGCGGACCUGAUCAUGCUGAACACGAAAUCGAUGCUGGAGCGCAUACUGGACAGCAUCCUGCUCGACAUCGAGAAGAAGCACCCGCUCCGGCUGCCGAGCCCGGACAUGUACAAGUUUGCCGUGCCGGACGGGCCGUCGAACAUCGUGCUGGAGGAGCGCGAGGGCACGGGUGUGCCGCUGAUCAAGGGUGCGACACUGUGCAAGCUGAUCGAGCGGCUGACCUACCACAUCUACGCCGAUCCGAUGUUUGUGCGCACGUUUCUGACCACGUACCGGUCGUUCUGCUCGCCGAAGGAGCUGCUCCAGCUGCUGGUCGAGCGGUUCGACAUACCGGAUCCGGCCGUCGUGUACGAUCCGGCGGCGGAAAAGGAGCUGGCGGGCGACACGGACAAGUUCCACAAGAAUUCGCAGCGGGAGGACUGGAAGCGGUACAAGAAGGAGUACGUGCAGCCGGUACAGUUCCGCGUGCUGAAUGUGCUCCGGCACUGGGUCGAUCAUCAUUUCUACGACUUUGAGCGGGACGGCGAGCUGCUCGAGUCGCUCGAACGGUUUCUGGAGACGGUGCGCGGCAAAUCGAUGCGCAAGUGGGUUGAUUCGGUGAUGAAGAUCGUUCAGCGGAAGAACGAAAGUGAAGACAAUCACCGGCAAAUAACGUUCGCGUUCGGGCACAGUCCGCCGGCGAUUGAGCACCAUCUGCCGCUGAACGGCGAGAACGAGUUCAACUUGCUAAUGCUGCAUCCACUCGAGCUGGCGCGACAGUUGACUCUGCUGGAGUUUGAAAUGUACAAGAAUGUCAAACCCUCCGAACUGGUUGGGUCGGUGUGGACGGGGAAGGAUAAAGAAACGACUAGUCCUAAUUUAUUGAAAAUAAUGCAUCACACCACUAAUUUUACACGCUGGAUCGAGAAAUCGAUCAUUGAGGCGGAAAACUUCGAGGAGCGUGUCGCGAUGGCGAGCCGCGCGAUCGAGGUGAUGAUGGUGCUGCAGGAUUUGAACAACUUCAACGGCGUGCUGUCGAUCGUGUCCGCCUUCCAGGGGGCGGCCGUCCAUCGGCUCAAGCUGACGCUGGAGGACAUCCCGAAGCGCCACCAGCAGGUGCUGGCCGAGUGCCGCGAGCUGAACAAUUCGCACUUCAAGAAGUACCAGGAGAAGCUGCGCUCGAUCAAUCCGCCGUGCGUGCCGUUCUUCGGCAUGUACCUCACCAACAUACUGCACAUCGAGGAGGGCAAUCCGGACUUUCUGCCCAACACGGAGCUGAUCAACUUCUCCAAGCGGAGGCGGGUGGCCGAAAUUACGGGCGAAAUACAGCAAUAUCAGAAUCAGCCGUACUGCUUAAAAGUCGAUCCUAGUAUAAGGAAUUUUCUAGAGAAUUUAGACCCUUUUAAAGGAAUGAGCAUCACGGAAAUUCAGAACUAUCUGUACGAGGAGAGCAAACGGAUAGAGCCGAAAAACUGUCGCCAGCCGUUGAAAUUCCCCAAAAAAUGGCCGGACAUUUCGUUGAAGUCGCCCGGCAUUAAGCCGUCGUCGAGGCGCAACAACAGCUCCGCCAACUCGUCGAUGACGCUUCCGGGCACGCUGCCGUACAGCAAGACGUCCCUGCUUGCGAACAGUGACACGGGCGAACAGUCGCCGCCGGCUUCCUCCUCCUCGUCCGUGCACGACUACUCCAUCUUCGCAUCAGUCAACAUUCACUCCUCCUCGUCCGGGACGUCCUCGCUCUCGUCGCUCUACUAUCAGCAGCAGCAGCAACACCUACAGCAACAGCUUCAGCAGCAGCAGCAGCAGCAUCACUCUGGUUUCUACCACGGCCAGCAGCAGCAGCAGCAAGGUGGCGGGGUUGUCGCCGGCAGUAGCAGCGGCUCGUCACAGUACUCACAUCACGGCAGUGCGCACCACCAUCCACACCAGCAGCAGUACCUGCCGCAUCACCAUCCGCAUCACCAUCACCACCACCACCAUCAUCCGCAUCACUACCAUCCGAGCUUCUCGCAGUCGAUCGCGAACCUGACGACGGCCGGCGGGGACAGCCAGAUGGCGCCGGAGAUACCGCGCCGCUCGGACAGUAUUAUACUGACCAACACGAACCAGCUGCUGGCCGGCAGCGGCUGCCUGUCGGAGAGCAGUGGUGGCAGCUACAACGGCGGCAAGCUGCUGCCCAGCCCCCGCUACCCGUCCGCGUCGAUGACGACCCUACCGUCCUCGUCGUCCUGCUCGGCGGCGGGUACUUCUGGUGGCGGUGCAGGUGGGAUGGCCGUCGGCGCCUCCAGCUACUCGAUCGGGGGCAGCCUGUACAGUGGUUCCAGUAGCGAAGCAUCCGGCUACGGUACUGCCAGCUCAGUGACGUCAUCGUCGGCGGCCAGUAUUGUUUCAAUGUCGCACAACGAUGCUACGGUGCCGCAGCAGCAGCAGCAAGGGUCGGCGGUGGUGAUCCCUCAUCCCGACAUUCCACCGGCAAUCAGUCCACGCACUGACAAACCACAACCAUUGCAUCCACCACCACCACCUCCACCGUCCCUGCAGCAUGCAGCUAGUGCAAGUCCGGGAGCUACCGCGGGCAGCGGCAGCAGCAUCGCCGGCUCCUCCAUACUGGCCAACAUGGCAGCGGUAGGAACAUCCAUCGCCAACAGUACUAGCAGUAACUUUAGACAUAGUGCAUCCAAUUCUAUCAAAAAUCAAAACUGUGAUUUUACUUACACCAUCCCGGGCGGUGGUGGUGGUCCCACGGGCACCAGUGCGAGCGGCGCCCCGCCACCGCCGACCAAUUCCAGCGGACGACCGUCGUCCUGUGAGCAUUCGCCCGUCUAUCCUUCCAGCCCGAAAAUCCAGCUCCAGCAUAAUCAUCCCACCGCGGGAGCGGCUCUGCCACCUGUCUGCCCGCACCACCAUCACCAUGCCGCCCAUCAUCAUCACACCGAUGCGGCGGCUGCGGCCGAUGGUGGUGGGCCGGCGGCCAAUUCGAUCCAGUACAACAGCAGCAGCAGCGUGUCACCUUCCGCCAGCAGCCACCAUCCGUGUCACCUGUGUGCGGGCGGUGUGGACGCAGGCGGCAGCUUGUCGAACAAUGCCGACAUUGGUCCGACACCGAUCUCACCGCACGUCAACGUACCAAAUACGCACAAUGUGCUACCACCCCCGGCGCCUCCACUACCUCCUAGGGCUAAGCGAAAAGAAUCUUCCAUGGAUUCUACCCAGUCGUCGCAGAUGCGGCAGGCGCCGGACGCACCGACGCUACCACCGAGAGACGUUAGUCCGCCGCCACUACCGCCUAGGAUUUACACACAGUCGUCACACUACCAGUUCGGAGUGGCCAGCCAGACCGGCACGACGCUGCUACUUAACUACACGCAAAGUCCGGGCGUGUGCGGCGGUGGUGGUGUCGCCGGUACCGGCGGCAGCAGCAGCUUUCCAAUGGACAGCUCCAACUGGAACCAUUCCUCAUUCCAUGCGAAGGAUGAAUCGACGUCUUCGUCCUCGUCCUCGUCGACGCUAACGCGGGACAAUUUGAACCAGCACAAUCAGCACAGUGUCGGCGGCACGACGGCAAGCAGCAGCAGCCAGAACAGCAGCAGCAUGGAGCAGCGGCUGCUAAUGCUGCCCCAUACCAGCACGAUCAUGAUGCGGCGCAACUCGGCGAUGGAUCGGGCGGCGAAGGAAAACAUUCCCAACAUUGCCACCUCGAGCUCGCUGUCCGGGCUGUCGACGAUCGCUGGCGGCAGCGCUGGCGGUGGCGGUGUCGGUGGAGCGAUCCCAUCGAACGUGGGCGUUGGGGUCGGUGGCAGUGGAUCGACAAUGAACUCUAGCGGCGGUCCCAGCGUUUCCGGUUCGCUCGGCAGCAGCGGUGCGUCCGUCGGCAGUAGCCCGUCGGCAGUGAAGAACAAGUCGGUGCAGAACUCACCCAUCUCGGGGCAGGCGCAGCAGCCGAAUGUACUUUGCCGAAGGGCCAGUACAAACAUUUCGCCCCGCUUUUCACCCGGAGAAACGACACCAAAAUUACCCCCCAAACCGAAACAGAACAGUAUAAGUUCAGAUCGUACAAUGUUUCCCUAUCCCAGCACGAACUGACCCAACGGUAGUCCCGGCGGUGGACGCUACUUCAUACGCUAGCCCGCUACAGCACCGGUACAAAUGGACCCCAAACAACUUGGGUUGUUGUGCUGUUUCAAUUGAAUUGAGAAGGAAUAACGCUUACACAAAGUGUUGCUGAGGAAUGCUGACAAAAAGGGGAUCAUCUCGGGGCGCCUUCUGCCCGCUUUGGUUUACACAAGGGACGGGCCAGUGGUGGUGGUGGUGGUGGUGGUGGUGGUGGUGGUGGUGGUGGUGGUGGUGGUGGUGGUGGUGGUGUUGUGGGACUGGUAUUAUUUGUUGAUGCCAAAAACAUCUCAAUCCGUACGAACAUGCAUAAUGAUUCGCAUUUUACGAAUGUGUGUGCCAUAGAGCGGAAUUCUUACGCCCCAGAAGUUUCCGUUUUUGUUUCAAUUUGACCUUUUAAUCUUCCAGCUGUUGCUGUUGCCCGGUCAAGAGUCCCCUUCCUGCAGCUUUUAGUUUGAUGUUGUCUUAAGAAAAAGGAAGGGUUUUAAUCUGUGACAACACUUUGCGCCGACGAUGUGUGCAAUGGUGGGAAAAAAGUAUUAAUUCGUUUGAAAUUGGCACGCCACAAAAAAAUGUGCCGUAUGAGAGCACAACAAAAUAACACAUGAUCGCUACAGGUAUUGGAGGCGUUGUUUAGUGGGUUGAUAGGGAUUUGAACUUAUUACACCUUACUAUCACAUGCAUGUUGGUAGUACUUGCACAUGGUUGGUUUAUAAUUUUUCAGUUCCAAUUUCAAGUGCCACGACGAGAGGAAGCAGCAUGGAAUGAUUUGGAUUGAAGCAAAAUUGCGCUGUCGCAUUUGGCGUGUUACCUCUCUGUCUGUUCGAUGAGGAUCACAUAGUAGGCAUUUUUUAUUGUAAAUCGAAGACGCACUGUAUAGCUGGAAUGCAGCAAAAAAAAAAAAACAAAACAAAACAAAACAUUACAUUCAACUGUGCUGCGUGCAGCUAAUCAUUAGUUCGUUCGUGCGCACGUUUUGAGCUCGCUCGUGCAGCAGUGUAAUGUUGCUGUAGUGUAAUCGUAUAAGAUGAAGAUGAUAUGCAUUAUAUAAGCACAAAGGGAAAAAGAACCAUUUGAAGAAAAAAACAACAACAAAGAAAACACACACACAGCUACAUAAACACAUUUUGGAACAUAUAGAGCAGAUAAUUUGAUUGUUGUGUAAUGUAGAUGUUUUAUAUGGAUGAUUAAAAGAAGAAAACAAACAAACACACUAUUCUAGCGGCAUAUAUAAAAAGAGAGAGAAAGACAGAGGGGUAACUAGAAGCAGGAGUACGGAGUAGUGUAACACAAGUGGUUGUGUGGUGUGUAAAUAUGCUUUUUGUGCGACUGGAACGGAUCGAACCAUUCACCGAGCUAUUAGAGUGUGUGAGAGAGAACAAACACUCAUAAAAAAAACAAUAAAUGUUACUACGUUAAGUAAGUAAUACACCGCAAGCGAACCAAAUGAAUAUAAGAAGCAGUAGACGAAGAAGAACAAACAAACCCCAAAUACCUAAAUGUGUCGAAACGAAACAAAACAUCACAACACUCACUCAAUCACACAUACACAAACAUCAUCCACGUGCAUCUUCUCCGCGUGGUGGCAAGAACAGAAGCACACAGGACAUUUGCUCCUAAACUAUCGCUUGGUUUCCGCUUGGUAAGUGGAACUGGUCGGAACUGGUAUUACUGUAUAGGGAAAUAUCUCCUUUUUGUAAUAGUCGGCCGGAUAAUGCUAAUUCUUCCCUGUUGUAUUCACGGUCUCAUCGAGAUUGAUGGUGGUUGAACUGUCUCUCUGUUAGUGCGCUACCAGACGACUGAAAUAGGCGGAUAGUUGACUUUAAACAACAAUAGAAAAAGGGAGAGAGCAAUGUAAAAGACCGAAAUCGUUUGUUUGAUGUGUGUGUGUUUUUGGUGUGCAAAAGGAUGGAAUGCACAAUUCAUUUUCUGUUGUUAACAAAUAAAGGAUGCACAUAAUAUCCUGUUUUUUUUCUUUAAAAAAAAAAAGAGCUCGUAACUAUUGAUCCUACGAAACAAGUAUUAAAAGUCGAGAGGAACACAUGGUGGUUUGGUUGCAUGCACAACAAGCGUGCGAGCAGACUAAAUGCAAACAAGCAAAAAAUACUAUAAAAAUGUAGACUGGAGCAUACGCGAGAUGAUAACGGCCUCUGAUAUGAUGAGUGGGCAAGAGCAAGACACCCACACCCACACCUACUAACACCUAAACAAACAGGAGAUAUUGUGUAACAAAUCAAUGUGUUAUGUACAUAAGAGUAUGCAUGUUAUACAAGGCAAACAAGUAAACGCAUAAUAACCAACCUAUACAAAACAGAAAACACAGAGGAAAGUGUGGUAGAAGGUAAAAAAAGAAACCAAACUCUGUGGCGCAUUUUUUGUGAAAGCUGUAGAACCUUCGAUGUUGGCAUAAUUAUACAGAAACACUCACUUACACACACAAAACACGUACACGAAGGAUACCAUUUCCACACUGGAAAUGGAACCAAAACCAAAACCCAGUAGAUGAUGAACAGAAACAUGUCUUAGCCGUGGUUAGUGGUCGAUGUUGUCAAGUGUUGUUGUCGAAUGGGGGAGUGGAGCAUUGACCGCAAAGCUAAAGUGGACCUUGAUCGGACCGCAUCGCUGUUCACCGUUGUUAGUGGAUGAUCAUAUCCCUUAAUUGAAACAUGCAAGUGCAGACACAACCGUGCUUUGGUCUGUUUUUUUGUUGGUUGGCAGGUGUUGUUGGGUUGGGUUGGGCACAGGAUUAGAACAGAAACGGAAGGUAAAACAAACAAUAAUUAAACGUUUGGCCCCACGUGUGAGAAAGUUUGCACCCGAAAUAAGCCUCUCUGUGCGCGUGUAGGGGUAUGUAGAGGUGCGAGUUGGCAGUUGUUUAAGCGUUAGUGUACAACACAGACAAUGCUACACACACCACACGGUUUGGGAUGAAAAUGAAAGUAAAGCGGGAUGUAUGUUAAAUAUAUUGGCGGAAGGAGGGAAGAUGUUGCAGGAGUAGCAGCAGCAGGAUAUCACAGGUUAAUAAUGCAAAACGAGAUAUAAGAGUGUGUAGAAAGGAGGAGAGUGGAAGAGGAGCCGUGUGCAAGCCGAGUGUGUUAAGGGGGAUGAUUAGUAAUGAUUUAUCUAGUGUAAAGAGAAAGUAGCAGUAGUAGUAGUAGUAGUAGUAGUAGUAGUAGUAGUAGUAGUAGCAGAAGUAGCAGAAGUACUG